AGGAAAAAAAAUUUGAGGCGGGCGUUGGUUUGAAGAAAGAAAGAAAGAUAUGAUAUCUAGCAACAAAGUGGUUAAGGAGGAGGAGAGCGCGUUUGUCUAGAAGCAGAAAGAUGGGAUUAUACUCAACUGGAAGUGGAGCGGGAAACCCACUCUCUUCCGCUUCCAUGAGCACCACGCCUCGUCACCUCUUGCUUCGAAAGCCAACCCCUCGCCAUCACCAACUUGGUUUCCUCUCAACUUUUGCUUCUCCUCUUCUGCACACCUCUUCAGGAUCAAGAGCAUGCAAUUCAAGUUGUCAGAGGUCAUCUACAGAGAAUAUAGGCAGAAAAAUUACUUGUAGCCUACUAAAAGUGGAAGACGACUCAAAUGACGAGUCAUGUGAGUUAGUCAGUGGAGUGGAACUUACAGUUGGUGAGGGUGUUGAUAGCAUCAAUGCUUAUCUCUUCAAGGCAGUGAAAAAUAAUAAUGGAACUGGGAUACUUCUCUUGUCCGAUAUCUUUGGAUUUGAAGAUUCAUCCACAAGAGAGUUUGCCUAUCGUGUUGCGUGCAAUGGUUACAAUGUUUUGCUUCCAGACCUAUUUCGUGGAGAUCCAUGGACAAAGGAUCGACCAAAGAAUCUUUUUGAUAAGUGGAUCUCGGAACAAGAACCUCAGAGGAUUGCAAAAGACAUUGCCACAUCUGCAAAAUGGAUGGUUGAUGAAUUUUUGGCUGCAGGAAUCUCAAAGAAGUUUGGCUUGAUAGGAUUCUGCUUUGGAGGUGGCAAAGUGAUUGAAGUCCUAGCCCAGGACCAGGGCGCUUCUUUUGGCACUGGGGUCUCCUUUUAUGGAACAAGGAUCGAUACGUCUGUGGCAUCUAAUGUUAAGGUUCCAAUCUUGUUUAUUUCCGGGGACAACGACCCACUCUGUCCUGUCAACGUCCUAGAGAGUAUUGAGAGAAGCAUUGGCAGGGGGUCCAGGGUGGUAGUUUUCAAGGGUAGAGGUCAUGGCUUUGCUCACCGACCUCAAUCAUUUGAAGAAGACGAAGAUGCAGAGCAGGCUUUCAUGAUGAUGAAAAAUUGGCUGAAUGAUGGCUUGGUUGCAAAUACCUGUUAGACUCCAGAAAACUCAUGUAUAUAUUGAUCAUAGAGGUGAAGGGGUUACAGCUACUGCUGGUGGUGAUCGAAGGCCAUCAGUUGUAAUACAUGCUAUGUGUAGUUCCAUAUUUGGUCCUAAGAUGCCAAUUGACAUUGGUGGUAAAGCCACCUCAGCACGUUACUGGAGACUCCGAUUCAAA
Molecule: messenger RNA, 1272 nt
Organism: Prunus mume (Japanese apricot)
Lineage: Eukaryota; Viridiplantae; Streptophyta; Magnoliopsida; Rosales; Rosaceae
Product: alpha/beta-Hydrolases superfamily protein
Cellular component (GO): chloroplast
Molecular function (GO): hydrolase activity
Source: RefSeq, a predicted model, not a curated record